GGGUGAGACCUCGUGAGAAACACACGUCGUUGUUUCACGACACUGCUUCUUUAAACUUUAACGCCUUAUUCCAGUGCGUGGGCGCGUGUGAGGUGGCAUGUUUUGGCUGCGCGUUGUAACAUCCCUCUCGCCGCCGCCGCCGCCGCCGACGCAUCCUCCCGGGAGUGAUGGGUUCCAAGUUGACCAGACAGAGAAGUCUCGAUCUGGAAACCAAAGUGUCCAAGAGGAGACGCCAGAGGAAUGACAACCCGGCGGAGAGCGAGAGAAGUGGCGCCAGAGACUUCUUGUUUACCUCCUUGGUGCUCAAGUCCGACAAGCUCCCGGGGAUGCUGCGCAAAAGCCACCACAGCCCGUACGUCGGGCGGGUGGCGUGGAUCCGGGAGAUCCAGAGGCUUCUCCGGGAGCAGAGGAUGGAGCAGGCGGCCGAAGUGCUCAAACUGCUGAGGAAGGAUUUGGGGCUCCAGGGAACGUCGCUCAAUGAAAUCUUGUACAAGAACGCUGCUUUUCUAAACCUGGUGGACCCCAUUUCUCACGAGCUGCUGCUCAGUCUCGCCCGGGACCUGCAGUGUCCAAAAAGGGAGACCGACUCAUUCAAGUCCACCAACAAGAUCUGCCGCCAGCUGAUCUUCCACCUGACCCCUCACUCCAAGUGGACGAGACAGGGCGUCCCCAGGAGGAAGUCUCAGGCCUGUCUGAAGACCACCCUGAAGAAGAAACUGUCCGGCGACGUCUUCAACCUGUCUGGCAUCCCGCUCUCUGGCCGAGACGUCCGCCGCGUGGCCCUCUACCUGCAGGGCGCCGCGGGCCCCGUGUCGGCCGUGGACCUGAGCUUCACCGAGCUGCGGGACGAGAGCCUGCGGCUGCUGCUGCCCUGCCUCGGCGCGCUGCCCAAACUGACCAUACUGGCCGUCAACGGCAACCGGCUGACGACGGCCGUCCUGAAGGACCUGACGGAGGCGGUGAAAGACCCCAAGAGGUUCCCCAGCCUGGCCUGGGUCGACCUGGGCAACAACGUGGACAUCUUCACUGUGCCGCAGCCGCUGCUCGUGGCCCUGCGGCGCCGCUUCGGUCUGCGCAGCAGCCUCCCGACCAUUUACGAGUACAGGGAGGCGCAGGCCUUCGGGGGCUACAACCCAAACAUGGAGACGUCUGCAGAGGAGCCCAGUCUGUACGAAGAGGAGGAGGGGGAGGAGAAAGAGGAGGAGGAGGAGGACAGUCUGGAGCUUCGGGCCUGGGGCUUCGGAGGAGUUAAAGUGUCAAAAAGUGCGCCGUUGCACUUCUGUGAGAGGUGAUCGGCCGGAGCUGCUUUGCUUUUAAGCCGGCUGCCCCUCAUGUCCCUCAGUAUCACCUUCAAAUAACCAGUAACUGUGUUGUACGUCCCUCUGGAAACACGGAAACUCCGCAACGGGAUGCAGGCCGCUCCGUGGUUUGUAUCGACGCCGAGAAUCCAUCUCUGAUUUGAACUUCACUUGUCCGGGAGAAGCUGAAGCCGGCGCGUUUGCCGUUUCCCAUUAUUUGCCCUCUUGAGGUCAAGUGCCUUGCACAAGGGCACCUCGAGGAAAGCGGUUGAUGAAUGCGUUAUGAAUUCACAUUCCCGGGGCACAUUUAUCCAGCUGGUCCCUCCGACAGCGUCCCCCCUCUUGCUGUCCCAUUUCUGCAGCUGUCAGAAUAAGUCAAAGUAACUAAAUGUCCUACUUGAGAAAUGGUUUAUCCGGACUCACGUUUUCCUGCUCAACUGCGUUGAGAUUAGGUUCAUGUAAAAGAUGAUUCCAGAGUUGUUUUAUUUCUGUUGGGAAGCUAUUCAGUGAUUACAAGUAAAUGACGCAUACUGAACACAUACUGACCACAUAGUGAACACAUACUGAACGCAUACUGAAAACAUACUGAACACAUACUGAACACAUACUAUACACAUACUUACCACAUACUUAACACAUACUGAACACAUACUCAACGCAUACGAAACGCAUACUGACCACAUACUUAACACAUACUGAACACAUACUCAACGCAUACGAAACACAUACUGACCACAUACUUAACACAUACUGAACACAUACUGAACGUAUACUAAACGCAUACUGAACCCAUACUGAACCCAUACUGAACGCAUACUGAACGCAUACUGAACGUAUACUGAACCCAUACUGAACACAUACUGAACGCAUACUGAACGCAUACUGAACGUAUACUGAACCCAUACUGAACGCAUACUGAACGCAUACUGAACGCAUACUGAACGCAUACUGAACACAUACUGAACGCAUAGUGAAGGCAUACUGAACACAUACUGAACACAUACUGAACGCAUAGUGAAG
Molecule: messenger RNA, 2318 nt
Organism: Gasterosteus aculeatus aculeatus (three-spined stickleback)
Lineage: Eukaryota; Metazoa; Chordata; Actinopteri; Perciformes; Gasterosteidae
Gene: lrrc75bb
Product: leucine rich repeat containing 75Bb
Source: RefSeq, a predicted model, not a curated record